AUUUUCAUGCACUGAACUCUUUCUCUAGAUAUGUCCUAUAGAUUGCCAAUUCUGCUGAGGAUUACGCGAAAUGCCCAAAGACUCACUGUUCAGUUGAAUACGAAAUUUACGAGAAGAUUGCUAGCGACCGGUUUCUCCUCUUCUUUGGCGUUGUCCUUCUUCACAUCAGCGGCACAGCAACCAGUAAUAACAACAGACACCAGUAAACCAAAAAACUUUGAUCUCAUUGUCCAAGAAGCAGAUGCGCUUUAUGAUAACUAUUUGAUAGACAAUGCUUAUAGCAUUUUGAGAAAGUUUGCCAAAAGCGAUUGUUCUGAACUGUUAUGGCGACUGGCACGAGUUGUAUGUGAACAAGCAAAAUUGAGUGAUGACAAAAGCAGGAGGAAGACACUGAUGUAUGAAGCUCUAGCACUUGUCGAAAAAGCCAUUGAGAAAGAACCGAAAGAAGGAUGUUUUGGUGCGCAUAAAUGGUACGCUAUACUACUCGAUUACGUGGGAGAAAUUGAAGGAAACAAGUCGCGGAUUCAAAAAUCCUACAAAGUGAAGGAACACUUGGAACGUGCAUUGCAAAUCUGCGAGAAUGAUCCGACAACAUGGCAUAUUCUUGGUGUGUGGCAUUUCUCUUUCGCUGAUAUGGGCUAUGCCACACGAGUCAUUGCAAAAACUAUUUUUGGGACACCGCCCAGCUCUACUUAUGACAAAGCUCUCCAUUAUUUCUUGAAGGCAGAAGAAAUCUCGCCGCAUUUCUACAGUACCAACACCUAUUAUAUCGCCGAAGCUCAUGAAAGAAUGGGCAACAAGGAUGAAGCCUUGAAGUAUUAUCUGGAUGCAUUCAAAAUGCCAGUCAUAACUGCUGACGAUAAACAGAUUCAUGAGAAGGCUCAUGAAAAAUUGCGAAGGUCCGGACUGAAGAAUACUGAGCUGCUAAAAGGAUAGAUUACAAAUUUCGACGUUUCUAGUGUAUAUAGUUUGACUUACCUCGUUGAUAUCAGAGUUCGAUUUUCAUGAUAGGUUUUUAUGGUAGAAUUGGUAAUUACUAUGCAACUGAUAUUUUGUCAUAUUUAUAAAC
Molecule: messenger RNA, 1069 nt
Organism: Cylicocyclus nassatus
Lineage: Eukaryota; Metazoa; Nematoda; Chromadorea; Rhabditida; Strongylidae
Source: the annotation of a GenBank genome assembly